AUGACACCUAAUUCUCAGGUUGAUCUUAUCAAGACAAAGUUUGGUUUUGAUGAAGCCUUCAACUACAAGGAAGAGCUGGUCGUAUCGCAGGAAGGAAAGAUAACGUACAUUGAGGACAUAGCCGAAGGACUUGAGAGCGGGCCUUAUGCUUUAAGAGGACUCUUCCACGGUAAGAACGUUGGUAAACAACUCUUUGUGGUUGCUCGUGAGUGA
Microthlaspi erraticum is the source of this 213-nucleotide messenger RNA. The record is from the annotation of a GenBank genome assembly. Lineage: Eukaryota; Viridiplantae; Streptophyta; Magnoliopsida; Brassicales; Brassicaceae.